AUGAAAAUUCCCGUUCCUCCCGGAGACCCGGUGUACGACAUCAAUGGCAUGGGAACCGACAUUCCCUUUACUCGCGCUAAAUACGACAAGGAAUCCGGGCAAGGGUUCAAUUCUCCAAGGGAGCAGGUAAACGAGCGAACAGCAUGGAUUGACGGCUCUUUCGUAUACAGCGUCAUGGAAGCUUGGGUGGCAACAAUGAGAUCAUUCCAGAAUGGUACUCUCAGAGAAGGCAGUCAGAAAAGAUAUCCACCUCUGAACAACCCACACAUUCCACUCAACAAUCCUCCACCUCCUCAGAUUCACCGCCUUAUGAAUCCCGACCGACUGUUU
Cooperia oncophora is the source of this 330-nucleotide messenger RNA. NCBI's taxonomy places the organism in Eukaryota, Metazoa, Nematoda, Chromadorea, Rhabditida, Trichostrongylidae. The record is from the annotation of a GenBank genome assembly.